CUCUUGGCUUUCUGCAGGGCUAUCCGUUACGUUCUCUAGUUGUAGCAGCCGUCGUUGACAUAGACAGCGCGAAUUCAACCUUGGUAUCCUUGCAACCUGGCGAUAGCUCACUGCUAUUCAAUUAGCCCGAUAGCGGAAUACGCACACGACUUUAUCCUAAAUACCUUUUGUCGGCUUCAUAUGCUGUCAAGUUGGACGGAUUUGAUCUUACUGUAAGCGCUGUCCACUGCACAGUGGAUGGCGAGUCCAUAUAGGGAUGGCAUCGUUAAGCGCUUGAACUUCGGACCUGAUAUCCCAACACCGCUAAGCUUUACGUCGGGGCGGCGCGGUGGAGGAUGGGCGCGAACUCCAGCUGCGCCUAGCGUGCCGAGCACUCCCGGUCCGCCGGGCAGCGCACAUUCAGGCGUUGUACGGUACGGGCUACCUGAAGAGGAACUCCGUGGCACGGAGCGCCGCACCGUCAGCCAAUCCCGCUCGUACCGCAUCCCCAGCGACGACGAAUGCGACACCGAUGACGAUGCGACGAGCGCUGCAGCUCCGGUGCCGGCGGUCAGCCGACCGGACGCCGUGGAGGAGCAGCGGCGGCUCCUGCAGCAGCAGAUGGAGGCGUCCCUCGAGACGUUGAAGCAGAGCAAGCAGGAGUCCUGGCGGGAGCGGCUGGCGGAGGUGGAGGCGCAGCUCUCCGCCAAGCUGAGCCUGGUGGCCACAGCGGCACAGCGGAAGCAGGACGACCUCCUCCGCGGGGACCAGGAGCAGCUCCGGCAGCAGCAGGCUCGGCGGCAGGAGGUGCUGCAGCGGGUGAGCCGCUCGCAUGCCACCGAGGCGAGCAUGCAGGAGCAGCAGAUCAAGCGGCUCAUGGAGCAGCGCGAGGAGGAGCGGCGGAAGGAGGAGGAGCGCCGGCGGCGAGAGCGGGAGGAGGAGGAGCGGCGGCGGGAGCGCGAGAGGCAGGAGGCCGAGAAGGAGCGGCAGCGGAAGGAGGAGGAGGAGAGGCAGGCGCGGGAGCGAAAGGCUAAAGAGGAGGCUGACAAGGAGGCUGAGCGGGUACGGCAGACAGCGGAAGAGGAAGCCGACAAGCAGCGUCAGGAGGCGGAAGCCAAGAGCAAGAAGGCCGCUGCUGCUACUGGUGCUGGGGCGCACCCCUGUCUGCGGGUGUCCCCCGCGGCUCAGGAGCAGGCGGCGCAGCUUGCUGCUCGGCUGGCGGAGGCGCAAGCGGCGCUGCAGCCGCUGUUGGAGGAUGAGGGCGCCAAGAAGCAGCGGCGCGACAUUGAGAAGAAGAUGACGGUGCAUGUGCAGCAGAUCUGCGGGACGCAAAACCAGGUCAUGGUGAAGUGCCAGGACGUGUACACGCUGUUGAACGGGCUGCAGGGCGUGUGGCGCACCUUUGGGGUGAUGACGCUGUGUCGCAAGAUCAUCAGCCAACAUGGGCUGGUGCAGCAAAACAACAAGGCCGCCUUCCCGCUCGCUCUGGUGGUGGUCAAGGUGUCCCAGGUGGUUCCGGAGCUCAUGGAGCUGCUGCUGGCGCUGCUGCACAAGGCCUGCCCGCUUGCCGUACCCAGGGCGUACGUGCACGACCCGGCCCGCAUCACCAACAAUGCGUACUACAGGGGCAUGGGUUUCGAGGAGCUGGACGACCCAUCCGCGCCCGCCGGCAAGGUGUUUGAGAGCCCCGAUGAGUACGCCAGUCGGCUGGAGGGGCUGAUGCUGCUGUACGGCGCCAUCAUGCAGGCUGACGACCCCAACCGUCACGGCGUUGCCCACGCCUGGUCCUACCUGGCCCGCUGCCUCAACCACCUGCCGCCCGACCGCUACUCGGCCAAGGCGCUCAUCGCAGUGCUGCGGGUGGCGGGAUACGCGCUGCACGUCAGGUAUCGCGGGCAGUUCACCAAGCUGCUGGCCGCCAUGCAGCGGGAGUACCUGCCAGGGCUGCGGGCGACUGCGGGGGACGACAUUGGCGCGCUGGCUACCGUGCUGGAGAGCUACGUGACGGACGGGGUGUUCCGGCGGCCGCCCGAGGGACGCAACAUGCCCACGUUUGAUAUCUCGUCCAUGGAGGGCAACCGCGCUUGAGGAGGGAUGGAGAUGGAGGGAUGGGCUAGGAAGGGGCUUGAGAGGAGGUGCGAGAGCGUGAUGUUUGUUGUGACUGGGCGGAAGGAGCUUUGAGUUGGUAGAAUUAGAGGAAGCGAAGUAGGACUAGGGGUGGUUUGUGGUGUUUGAUGGAUGUUGCUGUCGGAGGAUGAGGAAACAGACCGGCAGGGCAGGGACGACAGGAAGGUGACGAAUGGUCCGCGGUUCUUAACAGCCGAUUAUCGAGGGCUCCUGCUAAAAAGACGGUGCUAUUAGACCUUGGACAACUCGUCGAGAACGAGGGGCGUGCUCAACGAAGGACGCGAGCCGUUGGCCCCAGUAUCUGUGGGUCGGUCUUCACCUUCGUUCUCAUUCGACAUGUUGACGCAACAGGGUGUUCUUCGGGGCUCUGGUGGCGGUAACUUGGCAAGGGCAAUUUCAAUUGGUCGUUGGUCAGCAAACCAGCGUUGCGUUGGAAUUAUC
Astrephomene gubernaculifera is the source of this 2547-nucleotide messenger RNA. Lineage: Eukaryota; Viridiplantae; Chlorophyta; Chlorophyceae; Chlamydomonadales; Astrephomenaceae. The record is from the annotation of a GenBank genome assembly.